Centruroides sculpturatus (bark scorpion) is the source of this 1083-nucleotide messenger RNA. RefSeq lists its product as uncharacterized. The record is from RefSeq and is a predicted model, not a curated record. The coding region runs from base 83 to 1015 and encodes 310 amino acids. Lineage: Eukaryota; Metazoa; Arthropoda; Arachnida; Scorpiones; Buthidae. The transcript is spliced from 2 exons.
GCUCAAUAAUUGAUUUAUCAGUAAAAUCAUUUUUUCUAAUUUUUCUUUAUGCAUUUGUUAUAAUUUAGUGUAUUAUUCUCAAAUGCAAAUUCCUGUUGCAACUGCAAAUCGACCAUCUCUGACUAAUUUGGGACAGAACAAUUCUGCAGCUUUCAAAAAAGAAAGGAAACUCAUACGCAUUCAAGAACCUGGAACGUUCAGGGAUAUAACUGAAGACAUUAUGAGUGCUGGAAGUUCUGGUUAUUCAAGUGCCAGAGGGACAUCUCCUGUUGAUUCUGGGCACCAGGACAAUCAUAUUGCUGCCAUGUUUGCAGCUCAAGUUGCAGCACUUGCUAAUGGAACUUCUAUUAAGUCAUCAUUACAGAAUGUUUCUGUAAAUCUAGAACAAGCUUCUUUAGUGAAUAAUGUGAUUGUAGAACAGCAAGAAACUGACUCCAACAAUCGGUUAUCAGAAAGUGAUGAUUUUAUUGAAACAAAUGUGAUAUUAAAUGAAAAUGGACCACCUGAUAAUAGGAUAGACACAAUUGAAGAAAUUAAAAAAGAAAUUGAUAGGCCUAAUGUUGAAACAAACGUAUCAAUGAUGGCUCAGGUAAUAGAUUGUGUUGGACCAGAAAAGUGUGUUUGUGAUAAAUCUGAAUUAAUACCAGACAGUCAGUCUACCUCUUCUGUAGAUAUUGAACUAUGCAGAUCAAAUUUAAUAAUAAACACAAAUAAAAUGUUAGAACCUCAUAAUGAAUUGCAGAUGAAUGAAAAUUUUGAUGAAUAUAUAGAUGAAAUAAGUCUUUCAAAUAAACCAAGUAGGAGAAUUGAUGAAAGAGAGAUAAUUGAAAAAUCACCUGGUUUAAAUCGAGAAAUAUAUGAAAAUAAGUCAAACACACUUCAGUUCAUUGAAACUCAGUCAGAUAUAGAUGAAAAACAAAAAUGUGUUUCACCUCAAAAUGGCGAAAUUGCAGGAGAAGCAACAACUAAUGAAGUCAAAGAAGUUGUAGAAGGUAAGCUAAUGAAUAGUAAUUAGGUUAUGUUAUGCUUGAUAUACUUUUUUAAAAUUAUAUAAAUCACUAUUUUUCAACAUUUUUUUAUAAU